AUUGAGAAUGCCCAGUGCAAAAACUCAGCGGAGAAUGUAGGACUGUAACGGACCUACUAUACAAGCCGUAUAUUUAUGCUGUAAUUUCUGUUCUCAGUUUUUUUUGUGUUUGUGUAUUUAGGCUACUUUACUUUUUUUUGUGGUAUCGAUACAAUUAUAAUAACGCACGGAUAUCGCGCUUGAGAUGCUGCAAUGUCCCUGGGAUUGUUCACACGCGUUAACUUUUGGUGGAUUAUCCUGGUAGUGUCUCUGACGAUAGAGACUUCCCGUGUGAGAUGUCACAGCUGUCAUGAAGUUAAAACGGCUUUCCAGGUGCGACAGAUUGGACCGCUGAAAUGGGUACCAGAAACACCUGGAACAGAUGUGGAUCUGCUGGUGUGCAAGCACCAGGGCCCGUCGUGCUGCACCCGCAAGAUGGAGGAGAGCUACCAGGUGGCGGUGCGGAGGGAGACGGUGCAGAACAUCCGCUCCUACAGCUUUGAGCUCAACUACCUGCUGCUGGGCCACGCCACCGCCUUCCAAGACACGUUCCAGUCCCUGAUGACGUUCUCCAUGACCCACAUCAGCUCGCUGUUUGAGAGCAGCUACGCCAGCCUGUCGCUGGACGCCGGGCCGCUGGUGACGCGGCUCUUCUCCGAGCUCUCGCUCUACGUGCGCGGCGGCAACGCCUCGGUGGAGGCGUCCGUCCACCGCUUCUUCGACGACCUCUUCCCGCUGGUGUACGGCCGCCUGGUCAACCCGGGCGAGGAGGCGGCGUCGGGGGCGGGCGGCCUGUCCGGCGAGCGGCUGGACUGCCUGCGCAUGACGCGGCAGGACGUCAACCCGUUCGGCGGGCACCCGCGGGCCCUGGCGCGGGAGCUGGGCGCCGCGCUGCGGGCGGGCCGGGCGCUGGCGCAGGCGCUCGGCCUGGGCAUGGAGCUGAUGAACGCCACCGACGCCGCCGUGCUGAGCCGCGACUGCUCGCGGGCGCUGGUGCGCAUGCAGUACUGCGCCCACUGCCGCGGGCUCACGCUCAUCAAGCCGUGCCCGGGCUACUGCCUGAACGUGCUGCGCGGCUGCCUCGCCAGCCUGGCCGAGCUGAACGUGCCCUGGCGCCGCCACGUGGCGCUGCUGGAGGACCUGACGCACGCCGUGGCCGGCCAGCACAGCCUGGAGCUCGCCCUGCUCGGGGUGGAGGGCCAGGUCAACGACGCCAUCCUCUACGCCCAGCUCAACGGACCCAGGCUCGCCGCCACGGUGGAUAAAGUGUGUGGCCCGUCCACAGCGGAGGCGCCCGGCUCACACACACCGACGGAGGGACACUGGUCCUCGUCCGCGUCCGCGUCCACAGCAACGGCCACGGCGACGGCCACAGCCCCCCCAUCUUCGACGCCUUUCUCGGACGGCCCAGAUGUUGAGCUUCGGGGAAGGCUUGCCCACUUGAGAAGCUCUCUCCCCCUGAAACCUUCCAAGAGCGAUAAACCUAAAAGUCUCAAAAAGAUAUCUAGGGAGUUUGUGGGGUACAUCCCGCGCUACAAGACGUUCUUCGGGGCGCUGCCGGAGAUGCUGUGCGAGGGCGAGAUGGGCAUGGAGUUCACCUGCUGGAGCGGAGACGAGGUGGUGGAAAGUUACACUAAGAAGGUGGUGGGGAAUGGCGUGCACGCUCAGAGGCAGAAUCCGGAGCUGAAGGUGCGGGGAGCCGACCCGGCCCUGAUGGAGGUCAAAGCCAGACUGGAGCAGUUCAGCCAGGAGAUCCAGGAGAGCAUGCCAGGGCUGGGGCAUCGGGAGACCUGGGUGGAGACGGGCAGCGGCGUGGCGGAGGGCAGCGCCGAGUGCGACGAUGAGGACGGAUGCCAGGGCUCUGGAGACGGCACAGGCCAUCAGGAGACCCCAGGCGUGUCCGGCGGUGAGGUCCUCCCGGGCCGCUACCCGGGGCCGUUCAGCCCCAAGCAGCCCCCCGUGGUGCGGGUGAAGGGGGCCGCCCCCCCUGCCCCUCUGCCUGGCACUCUGCUCAUGCUGCUCCUGCUGCUUCUCCUGGUGCCCCAGUGGACCGUGCUCUAACUCUAACACACACACACACACACACACACACAGAUACACACAUAUAGCCCACACGCACGCACACACACACACACACACACUCACACACACACACUCACAAACAUACUCUCUCACACACACACACACACAUGCAGAUACGAAGACACACACUCUCGUCUCUCGGCAUCUCCGCUGAGGUGGAGUGAGAUGUUGGGGGGUGAGAUCCCGCAGGUGGUGGACUGGACUGAGACAGGAGGCCCGAGCGUUGGCGUGGAGUUGUGUUUUAUUUCGUUUUUUUUUUCUUCUCCUCCUUAUUGUCUUUGUUUGUUUUCGUCAGUGCUUUGGCUACGUGUGUGUGUGUGUGCGUGCGCGCGUGCAGCGUGCUCGGGCGGAUACUCACUUAACCUGCUGCUUAAUCUGGCCUGCUCCUGGUUGGCUUGUGACCGGCGGCCAUCUCUUUCCUGGGGGGGUUGAGGCAGCUCCCUCUCUCUCUCUUCCUCUUCCCCUCGCUCUCUCUCUAUUCUUUCUCUCUCUCUAUCUAUUUCUCUCUCUCUGCUUUAAGCACUACGCAUAGCACUCACUCCUGAUCCUCUGCCCUGGUGAGAAAAAGACGUACUGUCAGGGCAUGGACCGCUCUAUCCCCUCACCCUAUCUACACUACACACAAAAAAAUGUGCUGCCUCUGCUCUACACACACGCGCACACACACUCACACACACACACACACACACACAUACACACACACACACACACAUGCACAUACGGAGACAUACACACACACAGAGAGACAUUUAUUUUCACAUAUACACACGCACACGUACACACACGACCGUACACACUUACUUUGCCUACAGUUUGCCUCUGUGAGCACUGAAAAACUGUCAUUUGAUUUUGACGUCGGCAUUACCCUUUUUAUUUACGUGUCUGUGUCCCCCCGUUUUAAGGCCAAGAUCUUUGCACUGUCUUCCUUUUUUUGAAGUGUCAGCAGAAGUGACCGUUGGAAGUUAACUCUAUGCAUUGGAGCUCGUUUCAUUUGCUCUGCCCGCAAGAUAAUGGAACGCAUGAGAAAUGGGUUAAAUAAUCACUCAUCAUCAGUUCUGGAAACGGGAGGUUAUCUGGCCUCGCUCCCUGCGGUGGCUAUGCAUGCUUAUUCAGCAGCCGAAUGUUAUCACUAUUUCAUGAUGAGAAAGAUUGCGCACGCAGGCACACACACGUACACACACGUAGACUCUCUCUCACAACACACACAGACUCUCGCAUACACACGCGUAGAUGGAACACACGCCCUGGAGGGAUUGUCAGCAGACCUAAUAUCACGGUGAAUUAGCAUUCUCACAGUUUCUCAGAAUCGCACACACACACACACGCACGCACACACAAAACCUUGCUCCUGUGCUUUCAGACACACUCCUGCAUGGUUGUUUGCCAUGCUUUUAAAACCUGAAACCUAAAGCUAUCUUCUAUACCCCUGCAAUGAAACCCUGUACUGUUCCUGCACCCCCUGAAGUAAGAAGUGAACUUUAUCGCCACUCUCUGACUGGAUGGAGCUGAACGUUGAGAUAUUGCACUAAACAACAUGAGUCACACUUAAUCCUUCACAAUUAAACAAGACACUAAGAAGAAAAAGCCACUUGCAGAAAAUGAAAUUCCAAGAAGUUUUAAAAUUGAAUAUUAAUAAUUAUGUGCAUUUAAUUACUAACAUUUUGCCAAGUACGAGUCAGCAGUUUUUGUUUUAGGCCCACAGGUUAAUAACCCUUCUUCUCUCUCCACACUGCAUUUGACGAGUACGGUUUCUAAUAUCAAAUGUUGCUAACCGAAGCUUCCGUUUGAUGUAAUGAUGAACUCAAGUGACCGUUCUGAAUGGCUGUCGUAAGCGUAAAUUCUAGAUCUGUGCGGUAUAAUUCUGGAAUGACUUCCAAAGAAAAUCUCACUCCUGUAAAUGGUGACAGAUAGACUGUAGCAGACUCUGUGGUGGACUUGGCCCAGAUUUGCCUCAGGUCCCGGCCGCACGCAGUCCGCAGUCAGGUGCCGCCUGGGGUGUCUCAUCUCUUCUUCAGCCAGUGUGAACAACGACAACAACAACAAUGCAAGCAACAUGUUGCGUCGGCCAGUGUAUCGACAUCCUUCCUUAACACAAAAACCAGGACUUUACGGUUUCAUGUCAUUCUCUGCGAAUAUUCAACAGGUUUUUUUUUUUUUUUUGGUUUGUUGUUUUGCAUUUUUAUUCUUGUUUCUAGAGGGAAACUACUCUGUCUUCACAUAAGGUUCACCCUUUUCUUCUUGCUAGACGGGCAAAUCCACACCCAGUUAGAACGGAAGCAUUUAAAGCGUUUUGGUGUGGUUGACGCCAUCCUCGCAUCCUUUUCACAGAGUUUCUGUUGUGUGUAUCGCAACGGAGGAGUAGCAUAGCAGAGAGGCACAGAGGCAUUUUCAAAGUGCCGUUUUCCAAACGACAAGAAAGGCAGCGAGGGAAGCCUCGCUGGAUGCAUAGCAAUACAUCUACAUACUGUACAUUUCUGCAGACUCUCUUUCAAUGCUGUCAUAUCAUAGUUCAUGCCUUAUACAUUCAUUACAAUAGAGCUUCUGCCUUAUCUAUCAGAAUGGAUACAUACUCUUAUUUACAUACCAUGUGUUCGUCAUAAAGAAUCCAUUAAUCGGCUGUUAAGGGUCUCACAACGAUGUUAAUUCAGAAAAGUGUACAUGGUACAGUAUUUUUUCACCAGCUGUUGUAUGUAUUUUUAUAAUGCAGUGUGUCGUGUGAAUAUCCAUGUCUUGAGUGUAUACCUGUGUGAUCUCCGUUGAGGUGAAUGUCUGUGUGGGACGGUGGAGUUGAUCAGGUGGUGGGGGUGGUGGUGGUGGUGGUGAUGAUGGCGGCGGCAACGGAGGCAGUGUUGGCUUUGCACAGUCCCCCCUCCUCCCCCCCAUGUCUGUAACAAACUGGUUGAAUGUAAGCAUCGAUGUGUGUAUAAGCCUUUUGGUUCUCUCUCCGCGUCUGACACACAAGACACGGUGUGUGAUCUGCUAAAAGGGCUUUGUACCUGGAGACUGUAAUCCCUCAAGUCUUUGCUCUACACAGUGUCGACGAGGUUGGCGAGCUGGCCGCCGGGGCUCGUUCAGGCGCGCUACCCGCCAGCGGCCGCGAUCAGCGAACUAGGCCACGCAGAACGACCCAUCCAACUUCAUCUCUCAUUGUUGUCCUUAACUCGCAUCGAAUGCACAAAGAACACUUAUUAUAGCAUGUGUAAAAAUGUAUAUAUUUUAAGUCACUCACUGUUUGUUAUAUGUUUUUGUUGUUGUUUUUUUUGUUUUGUUCUUUUGUUUGUUUCUUGCUUUCUUUUAUAUUGUAAAAGGUGAAGCGUGAGAGUAGAUGACCUGGAGGUAAGGCUUUUUCACGGGUUGCUGUUUGUUUUUUUGCUGCCAUUAGGUCCUAUCAACAGAGCUUGACCCUCUUCAUACUUUAAUUUAGUGAGAUCCCUAUGAGAAUUUUCCACACUUUAUAAAAUGCCACCGUCAUAAUUCUGAGGAAAGGGAGAACAGGCUCUUGUUCAAAACAAUUUGUUCUGGGCCGGGUGCUGUCACUUGUGAGUUGUUGUCAAGUCGGCAAAAUGAGUCUUAGCCAGAGACCGCAGUGUUAAGAGGAUGUUUGCGAGACAGACGGAAUCAUUCUCUCUCUUUCCCUUUCUCUCUGUCUCUAUCUCUUUCUCUCUCUCUCUCUCACUCUCUCUCUGUGUGUCUUAGUCUUUUCACCUCAGCCAUGAAAUCAGAUGACUGACAACCUGCUCAGAUUUUCCACCGCCAACUGUCAUCUUGAAUUACACAAAACCCAUUUCUUCUGCAAUUACCUGUGAGGCUUAAAGUCAGUGUUUUAAUUAAAAAUAAUGAAGUACUGGGGGGGAGGGGGGCAGUAGUCAUUCAAAGCUCGUCACCUUCAUAGCCCUACUCUGAAACCCACACACACACACACACCUCUCUCCCCUCCUCACCCCUCUCCUCCGCUCACCUGGUGCCGGAUUUUCCAAUCGUUGAAACUCGUUUGGUUUGUGUAGUGACUUUUGCUGGAACACUGGUGUGUCGCAAAUGUCACAAGAGGAGCUGCUUAAACAGCACCCCCCCUAUCCCCCACCUCACCCCCCGUCCGCUCCUCCCUUCCAAAGCUGCCCGACUGACGGUCUGAAUGACAGGGAGAGGAUCUGACAGCCUCCCCAUGGGGCCGAUUGAUAGCAUAUUGAGAUGAGAGCCAGAGAAGGGAGGGUUAGCCAGAUCAGUCACUGUGUGAGUCACUGCCCCCUCACAAACACACACACACCCCAUGCUGAUAGAUGAGGACACUUACUGAGAAACAUCCUCCUUGACCUCUAGUGACAUAAGGUGUGAGAACAACUUUGGGAUAGUCAAGACAGGUUGUCAACCCCCCCCCCCCCCCCCCCCUUCUCU
Molecule: messenger RNA, 6453 nt
Organism: Sardina pilchardus (European sardine)
Lineage: Eukaryota; Metazoa; Chordata; Actinopteri; Clupeiformes; Clupeidae
Gene: gpc5c
Product: glypican 5c
Exons: 9
Coding region: 193-2040 (615 amino acids)
Biological process (GO): positive regulation of canonical Wnt signaling pathway; cell migration; regulation of protein localization to membrane
Cellular component (GO): plasma membrane; extracellular region; cell surface
Source: RefSeq, a predicted model, not a curated record